AUGUUUAAACGUAUAUUAAAAUUGUUAGUUAAGGUACUACUAUUCCUGAAAAGUAAAGCCACCGCUAGACAUCAACCUAUAAUCGAACUCUGUAAAAUGGCAUACGUGUUAACUGAAACCUCUGCAGGUUAUGCUUUAUUGAAGGCCUCUGAUAAAAAAAUCUACAAAUCAUCUACUUUGAUUCAAGAUUUAGAUACUUCAGACAAAGUUUUAAAAGAGUUUAAAAUUGCUGCUUUCUCCAAGUUUAGCUCUGCUGCCAAUGCUUUAGAAGAAUCCAAUGCCAUCAUUGAAGGUAAAGUUUCUUCUCAAUUACAAAAGUUAUUAGAAGAUAUUAAGAAAGAUAAGAAAUCUACUUUAGUUGUUAGCGAAACCAAGUUAGCUAAUUCCAUUAAUAAAUUAGGUUUAAACUUUAACGUCGUUUCUGAUGCCGUGACUUUAGAUAUAUACAGAGCUGUUAAAGAAUAUUUACCAGAGUUAUUACCAGGUUUAACUGAUUCUGAUUUAAGCAAAAUGUCAUUAGGUUUAGCUCAUUCCAUUGGUCGUCAUAAGUUAAAGUUCUCCGCUGAUAAAGUUGAUGUUAUGAUUAUCCAAGCCAUUGCUUUAUUAGAUGAUUUAGACAAAGAAUUAAACACCUACGCCAUGAGAGUUAAGGAAUGGUACGGUUGGCAUUUCCCAGAAUUGGCAAAGAUUGUUGUCGAUUCUGUUGCUUAUGCUAGAAUUAUUUUAACCAUGGGUAUUAGAUCCAAGGCUUCUGAAACCGAUAUGAGUGAAAUCUUACCAGAAGAAAUUGAAGAACGUGUUAAGACUGCUGCUGAAGUUUCCAUGGGUACUGAAAUUACUCCAGUUGAUUUAGACAAUAUCAAGGCUUUAGCUGACCAAAUUGUUGAAUUUGCCGCUUACAGAGAACAAUUAUCCAACUACUUAUCAGCCAGAAUGAAGGCUAUUGCUCCAAAUUUGACCCAGUUAGUCGGUGAACUAGUCGGUGCUAGAUUAAUUGCUCACUCUGGUUCUUUAAUUUCCUUAGCCAAAUCCCCAGCUUCUACUAUUCAAAUUUUAGGUGCCGAAAAAGCCUUAUUUAGAGCCUUAAAGACUAAACAUGAUACUCCAAAGUACGGUUUAUUAUACCAUGCUUCCUUAGUUGGUCAAGCUACAGGUAAGAACAAGGGUAAGAUUGCCAGAGUCUUAGCUGCUAAAGCUGCUGUCUCCUUACGUUAUGAUGCAUUAGCUGAAGAUAGAGAUGAUUCUGGUGACAUUGGUUUAGAAGCCCGAGCCAAGGUUGAAAGCAGAUUAUCACAAAUUGAAGGUAGAGACCUAAGAACUACACCAAAGGUUGUACGCGAAGCUAAGAAGGUUGAAAUAACAGAAGCUAGAGCUUAUAAUGCUGAUGCCGAUGCUGCUAAUGCUACCUCUGAUUCAUCUGAUUCUGAUGAUGAAGAAGAAGUAAAGGAAGAAAAGAAGGAUAAGAAGAGAAAAAGAGAGGAUGAAGAAGAAGAAGAAAAGAAGGAAAAGAAAUCUAAGAAGGAGAAGAAAGAUAAGAAGGAGAAAAAAGAGAAGAAAGAAAAGAAAGAGAAGAAGGACAAGAAGGACAAGAAGGACAAAAAAAGCAAGAAGGAAAAGAAAUAA
Messenger RNA from Tetrapisispora phaffii CBS 4417, 1623 nucleotides. Its product is annotated as NOP5/NOP56 family protein. The coding region runs from base 1 to 1623 and encodes 540 amino acids. Gene Ontology annotation, cellular component: box C/D methylation guide snoRNP complex; small-subunit processome. The record is from RefSeq and is a predicted model, not a curated record. NCBI's taxonomy places the organism in Eukaryota, Fungi, Ascomycota, Saccharomycetes, Saccharomycetales, Saccharomycetaceae. The transcript has a single exon. Gene Ontology annotation, molecular function: snoRNA binding.